AGUGUCGGGGCGCACCUCGUCGCCGCUCCAUUCGUAGCUACGCCUCGACCAAUCGAUCGAUCGUUCGAUCGAUGGAUCGCUCGUAUCGUGCCGAACAUCCAACCCUUCGAGAAGAGCCGGGCCGAUCCACCGGAAGUUCCCGGUUGAACCGAAAAUCGUCGGAAUCUUGCGAUCCUCCAACUGGUGACUUUAAUAUCUUUUUUUCAAUGGUUCUUUUGCUUUCGAUUGUUUUAAUCAGAGUUUUUGAGAAGUCGCGUGAAAUCCUUCUGGGGAUAUGGAUCCCCGCGAUCACGGAGUCCCAACACGUGCCUCGAUCUCGUUAGCACGCGCGAGUGAGACGAAUGCCUGUUGCGAGAGCAAUUGCUUCUGGUGAUUACCAAGCACGAAGCAGAUUCGUCGAGUUUAGUCGACGACGUGAGCGUUAAGGAUAAUUACAGUGAACGGGAUCGAAUCUGGCCACCGUGUAUCCACCGGAAAUCGUCAGGCUGAUGGAUGUACGGUGCUCAAAUUGGAGCAUUGUGGCACUCGGAGCGGAUUCUGUCGAUGAUGAUGGUUGUCACUAGUUUCAUGUGUCCUGGAACAUGGAAUAACGCAAAACACGGAAUAGAUAUUUAUUAAAAGUGCCUGCGCGUUCACCGAGUGUGCGGACGGAAGUCGUCGAUCUGAUCGCUCCGAGGCGCUUUUGGAGCGGGAGGUUCCGAUGCGGCAACGCGAAGCGUACAUCGCGCGGACUGGUGGAGCGUGAGAGGAGUCGCGAGCAAGUUUUGGUGCUGAAUACCGUGAGAGGGAGAAAGAGAGAGAAAGACACUGCGUCGCGAUGUCGUCGACUGGUGAAUUUUCGACUUUGUCGAGCGGCGAGGCCACCGGAACCGGCGAGGACUCGCUGCCGAGCUCGAGGGAGGCGACCGCAGAGGCGGCAGGUUCCGGCGGUGGUUUCAUGCCAUUGCGCGAGUUCCUGGACAGAUUCUCACUGCCGAGAGUGGUCAGGGUCGAAGGUGCCGGUGGAAGGCCGAUACUGCUGUACAAGCAACAGCAGAGAUCGCUGAGAGUCACGGCGACGCUGCUGAUGCAUCGUUACCGUCACGACGUCAAAGUGGGGCCGGAAAUAGUCAUCCCGGAAGGCUACCCCGGCUGGUUCUCGGUGGUCUCCAACAACAGUGGUACCGGAAAUGCCAGAGUGUACAGGAGAGUCGGCGCCCUGGUGCGCGCCGGAGUGCCCGCUUUCCUGCUGGCGAAGCCAUUGAGGGCUUACACGCUGACGCAUUCCAAAAUGGAGAACGGAAACCUGCGGGCUCACUACACGAAGACGACGGUGCGCGCCGGCGAGGUCCUGCGCCUGACCGCCGUCUUCCAGGACACUCGGCGGGCACCGGUCGCCGGUGGCGUGUCCUCUGGAGUAAUACCGGAGGGCAAGUGCUCGCGAUCUUCGGAGAGGGACCAGUACGCCCAGUGCCUGGACUCCCACGGACACGAGCUGUUCGCUCCGCUCUCGGCCAGGGGCGAGUUCUACGCGACCUGUCAGAGCGGCAGCCUCGACACCGGCAGCGACGCGGUGCUCUACAGGGUUCACCAGCUCGCCAGGAGGGAUCUGCCCCUGAGGGUGCGUCUAGUCGCUGGACCUCUGCCCAUACCAUUGCCGCGUGAUUAUAGUGGCCUAAUGCAACUGGAGAAUGCAACCAGGGGACCUAUAGUCCUUGGCUGUGCGGUGCCGUUGAUGCCCGAAAGACCCUUACCUAAUACUACGGUGCCCGAGCUCUUGGAGCUCGUCGCCACCGGUCCAACCGCGCCUCGAGUGAAAAGGGCGCGACUGGGAUGUCCCUCCGAGGCGAGGUUGCUCGCCUCGCCGAAGAUGCAGCGAUUACUUUCGGCUUGCAGAAGGGCCUUGGACCAGCGGGCGACCGAGCCGCGCGUCGCCCCGCCGAAGCCAGCGACCAGCAGCGGGGGCCAGUUGAAGGAAUUGCAUCUGAAGGAGAUCAAGACGAAGCCCGAGGCGAAACCGAUACUGCAGAGCCUGAAGGAGGGCCUGGAGCACAUCAAGAAGUCAACGAUCCGCGAGCGGAGCAACAGCCGCAGCAGCGGUAACAACCACAGCUUCCUCGACAGGAUCUCGAGGAUAGCGCAAGGUGGCAGAAGCAGGAACCCGGCGAAGAAAUCGGCGUCGUUCACGUUCGCCGUGCGCCCGGAGAUUGGCAUGCGCUCGCCGGAGAGAUACGCCAGCCUCGAGUCGGAGACGAACCUAACGCAGGUGUCGCAGGGGGUGUCCCGGCAGCAGGUGCAGCGCUCGAUCUCGACGAGCGUCCUCGAGGUGCAGACCGGCAGCAGCGAUAUGGACCCACCGUACUCCAAAGUGCGGGACAGCCUGACACCGCUGCCGCCCACUCCGCCCCCGAAACCCGAAGAGAUCUACGCUGAGAUCUGCGAGCCUGGCGGCGGCAGCUUACGCGACUCGCUACAGGACGAGAAACCACCUCCCGUGGGAAAGAACGGCACCAGGGAGCGCGAUCGAGGUUACGUGAAGCUCGCGCUGUCCCACUUGGAAGUGUCCGAUGUGUCGGCGAGCACCGGCGACGAUGAAGAGGGUAUUUACAACACCGUCUGCUGAACGCGCGAGCGUCUUCUUCCGCCGGGGCGGAGGCAACAUCCGCGGGGGGUUCGCAAUCGCGACUCGGUAAUUGAUUCCAGCGUCGACCGGAACAAAUGACGUUACGUGUAAAGAGGGCCGAGAGGUCGCGGGAAUUCUUCGACCGGGUAUCGAUGAGAGCGCGUGUCCGCAGGUGCGAGCGGUACCGGAGCUCGUUCGUUUCUUCUAGAGGCGGUCUUAAUUUUCAAGUAUCGUUUCUCAGCAACAAAGACUAUACGGGGCGAGUUCUCUUUCAUCGAGCAGAAACUUGCUUUAGUUUUCGCCGAUUUACAGAAGAACUCAAAUAAUCCUCUACAGAAUUACAGAAGAACGUUCUCUUCUUCCCUCUCGCAAAUAGUUGUCGACCCUCGACCGUUCGCCCUUGCAGGAGACAAGCGGGGUAUCGAUCGCGUCUGCGAGCGGAUUGACGAGGAUCGGGAUUUACGGCUCGGCCCGGCGCGUCGAGGAAAUUGCUCCACCGGCGAUUUCUUUCGCCGCGGGAGGAUCAGGAGCGUCGGGGAGUCGACGACGCGAACGCGGACGUCCGCCACGGGGUAUCCGCGCAGACCUCUGCGCGCGAGCGCGCGCGGGAUGAUUUACAAGGCUGUUGACCGAGGAAAAUGAUCCCGUAAUUACGGGCCCCGGUGCAUGCUGCAGCGGAUGUUAGCGGGGCACGCCGGCCGCAGCUAGCACGCAGCAACGUUUCUUCGUGGCUUCCGUCAUUAGGGAAUCUGUCGUCUCGCGAGAGGCGUGUUAAUAGUAGCGGGCACCGCGAUUACCUCGGCCGUUGAGUGACAUUGAUGCCGGAAAAACGCGACCGGGCUCGGGACUGGUCUCGCUCAGAAAAUGUAUUCCCCGAUCCGGCGAGAUUCACCGUUGGAAGCUGGUCAUCUGAUGAUUUCGCUCCACUAAUAAACGCGCAAGACGUCAGUAAUGGGCUCUAAGCAAACCUCGAACUCCGAGUUCGAAUCUUUCAUUGUUGGAAAUUUCAUCGGCCGUUCUUAAAAAUAAUAAUACCUAAUUUUAGCCUCUCGACUUUGAAUAUUUUAAAUCUCUCGGCUCUUAUUAAAUGAUCCCUCUUCCUCGGAACCCAUCGCGUCGGGCACAAAUUUAAUUUGUCAUCGUACAUGAUUCUCGCAGUCACUAACACGCCUCAGGUUCCUUUAGCGAUGGGUGUUCCGUAUGACGAAGCAAGAACAAUGGAGAUAAAGGGGAAUCUCUGAGCGGACGAUGACGAUUCGUAGGGGAACGUGAGGCGGGUCGUUAAAUAUCGAUGUCUCGAGGCCGCAUGUGUAUCGCGAGCCGUCCUACUAGCAACACGGCAACGGAGAAACCAACGGUAGAAUGUAAACGAGCCGGUCGACGGCUUCUAGGAAGAAGGAAAUUACCGACGUCCUUCGAAGGUCUAGGUCGUCAUCGGGAUCGUUCGGGCUCGAAAGAGGCGGUCGAGACGAUAGCGGCGGCCAGGCCGAGCCGAGAUGGGCCGCCGCGGCUCGCCUACCCAGGGCAGCCGCUUUCUUUGCGAUUAAUCCAUUAGCUCGUCAUGCUUCGCGGAAUUUGGCUUCCUUUUCGUGUACGAUGACCCCGAAGUUUCGCGCGCCCGCGCUCGCCGAUUGCGUGACGUUGCGCGAGUGGCAGUUAAACGCAAGCGUGAUUGCGAGCCUCGCCGCUACGCAGCAGGAAAUUCGAAACGCUUCGUGGAAACCUUCGGAGAGACGUCCGCGCUUCUCUCCUACGCUCUCUUCUCGCGCCCUCUCGAGACGCGAAACAGGGCGAGACGGGGAGUCGCUGCCGCCAGAUCGGCAGAUCUCUGAGCGAGGAUGAUGAAGAAAGGGCGCAAAGAUUGGGGGAGGAGACGGGCGAGGAUGCGCCUAAUGGGAAAUACCCGCGGGCGAACACCGAAGACUCGGGAUUCGCUCGUUUCAGGCUUCUCCUAACGGGCAUAAUCUUCUGUAAUCCGACGUAUCUGCGCGCGAUAACGAUGUAAUAUUUGUAGCUCUGCUCUGUGUAUAUUUUUGAAUGAAUGAAGUCGUUACGACGUGGAAAUAAAGACAGCGUCUCUACGGCGAAAUA
This is a messenger RNA of Ooceraea biroi (clonal raider ant), 4693 nucleotides long. RefSeq lists its product as uncharacterized. Lineage: Eukaryota; Metazoa; Arthropoda; Insecta; Hymenoptera; Formicidae. The record is from RefSeq and is a predicted model, not a curated record.